GGGCCGGCCAGUGAGUGUCGGGGCCUCGUGAUCGCAUGACCCGCGACAUGGAUACCGUCCUGUCAGACUUUGUACGCUCGACGGGCGCGGAGCCGGGACUGGCGAGGGACCUGCUCGAAGGCAAGAACUGGGACCUGACUGCGGCGCUGAGCGACUUUGAGCAGCUGCGCCAGGUGAACGGCGGCAACUUGCCUCCCGCCUUCAACGAGGGCCGCGGGCAGCGCCCACACGACCGGGACGGGGCCCGCAACGCACGACCCCCCCUUCAGCGGCCCGACGACAGCAGCGGCAACCAAGGUGAACCUCGUCUGCCCGGGCAUCUCUCUCGCCAUUCGGCGAUCGUGUCGUUGGCCCGCUCACACGUGGGCAGCAACGGCGGCGCGGACCACCCGCUGGAGACGCCCGUCUGCACCUUCCAGCUGCCCGACCUGACCCGCUACCGAGCGCCGUUCCGCUCCUUCAUCGAGAGGGACCUCAUUGAGCAAUCCAUGCUGGUCGCCCUGGAGCAGGCAGGCCGGUUGAACUGGUGGGCCCAGACGUCCGCCGGCUGCCAGAGGCUCCUCCCCCUCGCCACCACCGGCGACGGCAACUGCCUGCUGCACGCCGCCUCACUCGGGAUGUGGGGCUUCCACGACAGGGACCUGAUGCUGAGGAAGGCCCUGUACUCCACCAUGGGGAAGGGGCUGGAGAAGGAGGCGCUGAGGAGGCGAUGGAGGUGGCAGCAGACGCAGCAGAACAAGGAGUCGGGGCUAGUCUACACGGAGGACGAGUGGCAGAAGGAGUGGGCGGAGCUGAUCAAGCUGGCGUCCAGUCAACCGCGGGUCCACCUGCCCAGCAACGGCUCCGGAUGCAGCGGGAGACUGGUAACAUCGACCUUCCCCGCCCUAAACAGCAGUGUGGACAGCGCGGAGGAGCCGGUCUACGAGAGCCUGGAGGAGUUCCACGUCUUUGUGUUGGCGCACGUCCUGCGCCGGCCGAUCGUGGUGGUGGCCGACACCAUGCAGGACUCCGGUGGUGAAGCUUUUGCCCCCAUCCCAUUUGGGGGCAUCUACCUGCCGCUGGAGGUGAUGGCGAGCAAGUGUCACCGUUUACCGCUGGUCUUGGCUUACGACCAGGCCCACUUCUCCGCUCUGGUCUCCAUGGAACAGCGGGAGCCCAACAAGGAGCAAGCCGUUGUCCCACUGACGGAUUUCGAAUACAAGCUGCUUCCCGUCCACUUUGCCGUGGACCCCGGAAAGGAUUGGGAAUGGGUGCGAGAUGACAACGAUAAUGUCCGGCUUGCCAG
Leucoraja erinaceus (little skate) is the source of this 1285-nucleotide messenger RNA. Its product is annotated as OTU domain-containing protein 7B-like. The record is from RefSeq and is a predicted model, not a curated record. Gene Ontology annotation, biological process: protein K63-linked deubiquitination; protein K11-linked deubiquitination; protein deubiquitination involved in ubiquitin-dependent protein catabolic process. Lineage: Eukaryota; Metazoa; Chordata; Chondrichthyes; Rajiformes; Rajidae. Gene Ontology annotation, cellular component: cytoplasm; nucleus. Gene Ontology annotation, molecular function: K63-linked polyubiquitin modification-dependent protein binding; cysteine-type deubiquitinase activity.